UCAGCUGAUCCACCAUCGAUGAAAUGAAAUAUAUUUGUAGAAAUUGAUGCGGUUCAUCUGGUGUUGGCACCAUUGAACAAUGGAAAUGAUACAUAUAUUUGUCCUUGUAUUUGUAAUUGCAAACAAUCAUUUGUUGAAGAAUGCUGUGUAACUUCUGAUCGUGUGAUGGUGCAGUGUAUGGUGUAUAUGUAUGUAGCUGUUAUGUGUUGCAAUUCAUUGUGUUGGUGUGAGUGAUUGGUUAAGUGUGUUGUAUUUUUUACCUUGCAAGUUGGCAUGAAGCCAACUCGAAUGAUAUUAGCUCCAAAGGCAGUGGCGUAACUACAGGGUGGCAAGUCGGCAAAAUGCCACGGGCCCCCAGCCCGAAGGGGCCCCCGGUCAGAGGAAAUCUCAAUUCCCAACAUUUAUUAUUACACAUACACAUUACUUAAGUAAAAAAAAAGUUUUGUCUUUAAUUUAUUUGUUACCUUCUUAGUUGCAUACAUAGCUAAAAAAAAUAUACCUAGGUAUUAAACUUUCAAUGCAUUAGUAAAAAAAAAUUUAACCCAGUUUUAGAAAGAAUGGUCAAAAUCCAAUUACUCGUAAUAAUUUCGGAAACAUGUGUGGACAAACAUACCUCAAAAAUUUGUUUAUUGGUUUAUAUUUAUAUUCACUGGGCAUGUCUCAGGGUGUCUCGCUGAGACUAGGUAUAUUGCCGCCAUUAAAAUCAGUGUUGCCGUUUAAGCGCAUUUCGCGCUAGAUAGCGCAAUUCUAGACUCUUCAGCGCUUUUUUUCUCAAUACAAUGCGCUAACAAAUAUUUUUCGGAAUCUAGUAGAAAAUUGUAAAAAUUAUUGACGAUCGUAAAUUUAAGCCAAUAAGUUAAUUGUCAGAGCCGUAAAACGUUAGGAAAAUAACGAGCUGGGAAUUCCCCAAAGGGUUUAGUAUUCGCCGACAACAAUGUUAUUGAUGCGUUUAAUAUUUUGUCUCUUUUUUACAUUAAAGUGUUAUGUUAUGACUGUCUCUGAUCUUACUAACAGAGUUCAAUUAUAAUGAUACGUCAUCAGUUGAAAGUUCUUAAGAAAAAUUGCCACACUUUUAUGUUGCCUGAACACGGUUUGAAGAAAAUGACUAAAACUGUAAAAAAAGAAACGGCAUCUGGUGAAGGCACACCAAUCGCACCCGAACGUAAUGAUGACCAGAAAGAUAUUCAGUUAUUUAAUUUAGUUGAUUUUGAUAAAUGUAAUAAUGGUUAAAUAAAUUCACAUAAAAGCACAUCUUCUCUUAUUGCCAUUAAAAAUGCACAGCUAAAAUUUAGCGCAAUUUUGAAAUGAGUUUGGUGUAUUUUUUUCUUUCUCAAACGGCAACACUGCUUAAAAUUUAUGUUGGUAAUACUUGCUGAUGCUUGGGGAAUCCCCGAUUCGAGUUUGUAUAUAUGAAAAACUCCACUAUUGUAUUACGCAAGAACUCACCAAGCAAUUAGCAGUUUAUUGUUGUAAGAUUUGGUUGUUUGUUGCAAGUGAAGAUAUAUUUAAUUAGUUAAUUGUGAAAAUAGGUUGACAAUGUCUACUGGAAAGUAUCAGAGUGGAAGCGAAAAAAGAAAGCGAAAGAAGGAGUCUGAAGAACAAAAUAAAAAGUUACCUAAAAUAAGUCAGUACUUUAAUAAUCAAGAUAGUAUACAAGAAGAAGUGGCAAUAUCGCAGGGCCCGAUAACAGUGAAUAUUUAUAUUCAGAGCAACCACAACUGUAAACCAAAAGGCCCCUUGUUAAGGGAUAGUAACAAUAGAUCUUUCUUAGAUAAAUAUUAUUACACUGUUUCUAAAUCUGGCGUAAAGUUAGAACGUACAUGGCUGUCCUAUUCUCUAUUGCUUCAAAAAGCAUAUUGUGCACCAUGUUGGUUAUUCGCAAAUAGGGCGUCUAAAAAUAUACAAAAUAUUUGAAUGGAAGGCAAUGAUGAUUGGAAACAUAUUGUGGAAGCCAUAGAAAGACAUGAGACAUCGAAAGAACAUUUGCAUUCAUGUUUUGUACAUCGACAGUGGCAGUUACAUGGAACACUAGAUGAAGAGCAAGAGUCCAUUAUCAAGAGAGAAAAUUUUUUUUGGCGCCAGGUACUCACUAGACUUCUUGAUGUUACUCUGAUACUUUCAAUCUGUAAUUUAGCUUUUCGUGGUCAUAAAGAAACGGUAUAUGGCAACGAUUCUGGUCCAAAAGGAAAUUUUUUGAGUAUUGUUGAGUUAUUAGCCAAAUACGAACCUAUUUUACAAGAGUUGCUAAGCAAACCUAAGGACCAGAUUAAAUACUUAAGUCCAAAAAUACAAAAUGACCUCAUUGCUGUUCUGGUUCAAAAAGUGGAAAAUGCCCUGGUAAAUGAAAUAGUCACCGCGCCGUUUUAUUCCAUUUUGUUUGAUACUACUCAAGAUAUUUCCAAAACAGAUCAAUUGUGUGAACUUUACCGUUACUGUGUAAUCGAGAAAGAUGAAAAUGGAACUCCAAAGGCUCUCGUAAUUAAAGAGUCAUUUUUAAGAUUUCAUGAGGAUCAAACUGCCUUAGCAAUGUCCAAGCAGAUAAUAAAAUCCAUAAAUGGCAAAAGUAUUUCUCUGAAUAAGUGCCGUGGACAAGGGUACGAUGGAGCUAAUACUAUGAAAGGUACUUAUGGCGGAAUUCAAAAACUCAUAAGAGAUAUAGAGCCAAAUGCAGUGUAUGUCCAUUGUGCUGCUCAUAAUUUAAACUUGGUAGUAAAUGAUGCAGUAAAAGAGGUCAUAGAAAUACAAACAUUAUUCGAAACUGUGCAACAAAUUUAUAAUUUUUUUGGCCAUAGUAUUAGACGAUGGAAUAUAUUAUCUAGUUUUAUAUCUGACAACAAAAAAGGAGAAACCGUUAUAUCAUCAAAUUCAGUAACAUUAAAAACAAUGAAUCCAACUUGAUGGGCAGGACGCUUUGAUGCCAUGUUUGCUUUAAAGGUUCGAUUUGUUGAUGUUCAAAAAGCGCUAACAAAAACCAUUUUAUCAAAUUCCAAAUCAGAUGAGAGAAAUGAAGCUAUCUUGCUAAAGAAGAAGGUAGAGAACUACAAUUUUAUUAUGUUGCUGGUUUUCCAUUGCAAAGUCUUACAAACCAUAGACGCGGCUUCUAAAGCACUUCAAUCUAAAGCCGUCGAUCUUUCAAAUGCUUCAAAGCGUUUGCAAGUCUGUCUAGAAGAACUUGAAAAGUAUCGACAUGAAUUUGAAGAUUUAAAAACGGAAGCAAAUAGUAUUGCAGUUAAAUGGUCUAUAAACCCUGAAUUUCCUAAAACUCGUCAGAGAAAAGUGAAACGUCAUUUUGAUGAAAUUUGUGAGGAUGAACGUCUCCAAGAUCCUGAAAGCUUGUUUAAAGUGAACGUAUUCUAUCGUGUAUUAGACAUCAUCAUUAAUCAACUUAGAUCGCGUUUCCUUGGAAUGAUUGAAAUUGUUUCCAAUUUUAGUGUCUUGCAGCCUGCCACUUUGCAAAACUUGAAUGAUACUGAUUUAUUGGAAAAGGCUUUAGCAUUUGUCCAUUUAUAUAAAAAAGAUAUAUCUAUGUCGUUUUCCAAAGAAAUUCUCAGUUUUCGAUCCUCUUUUAAACACGAAAUAGAAAGGUCGUCUUAUUAAUAAUAAAGAAUCAUUUUAUAUCUUCAAGCUUUCCUGAAGUGUGCACUGCAUUUCUGUUAUUUCUCACCAUUCCUGUAACUACGGCUAGUGCCGAGCGAUCAUUUUCAAAACUGAAAUUGAUAAAAACUUAUUUAAGAAAUUCUAUGGGACAAGAAAGGUUAAGCAAUUUGGCUAUUCUAUCCAUCGAAAAUUCUAUGGCCCGAAAUUUGAACUUUGAUGAUGUCAAUAACACUUUUGCUGAACAGAAAGUCCGAAGAAAGGAAUUUUAAUAAUUAAAAUUGUGUACUUAAAAUAAAAUUGUGAUUUCAGUUCAAUAUGUACUUUAAAUUAGGUACCUUUAAUUAAAAGUGAAUAAUUAGCAAAUCAAGAAAUUAUAAUUAUAAAGUUUGUAUGUACCUACUUCACGUAGUGAUUUAUUAGUUAACUCUUACAAAUAAAAGUGUAUAAAUAAAUAUUAUAAAAUAAAAAAUACUAUUGUUGUUGGUUCAGCUUCUUUAUAUAUUGGGGAAGUGGGAGGGCAGGGGGCCCAUUCGAUGAAUUUGCCACGGGCCUCGAACGGUAUAGUUACGCCACUGUGUUGAACCCAUGGGAAUCCACGAAGCACUUAAAGAUCACGGUUUUAACCCCAAAAAUUUUGCAAAUCUACACUAAUGUUAUAAGGAGGACAGAUUUGUACCUAUGUUUGUAUGUUUGUAAUGAAUAGGCUCAAAACGUACUGGGCCGAUUUAAAAAAUUUUUUCACCAAUAGAAUGCUAUAGUCUUCCAAUUUGACAUAAGCUACAAUUCAUUUUGAAAAAAAUUAGUAAUCCUUGGUAAAAUUUGAACAAUGUAACCGAAGGUGUAGAAAAAUGAGUAUUAAAAUGUCUUUCGUCGAAUGCGCUGCCGAAACUAUUAGCGAUUGAACAAAAUAAUGUACAACAAUAUUGAAGAACAUCAUAAUGUCUACAAAAUAUUGUAUUUAUUGUUGUUGUGAUAAAUUCAAUUUCUAUUACUACUAUUAGUAUAGUAUAUUAUGUAAAAAUCAAAUGAAACUAUCAAAUAUUCAAGUCCAAAUUGACUGUAAAUAGGAGUAUGCAUGCAUUCAUACAAAAUUAUACUCAUAUAAUAAUUAUUUUUACAUGACAAUAUGGAAAUGCCGACGGCAAGACGCAAAAGCAUACAUAUUAGGGGUAUUCUCUUGCUCUUGCAAAACCCUUGCACGGUGCAAGAAUUGCAUAUAUUUCCUCUUGGUGCACCGGCACAACAACAAACACAUACAGAAAAUUAUUUGCAGUGGCUGUAAAAUAUGUCAGACCAAAACCCAUCUAUAUUUGCGUGCAAUGUCAGGCAAAAAUAUAAUUGCAACCCUGUUUUAGCUGACAUUUUACGUAAAGACAUAUUACGUCGUUAAAUUGUUGAGGAAGGUAAGUUUUAAAUAGAUUUUAUAAUUUCUAUUUAAAUUAUAAAGCUUUGUUACAGUUUUUUUUGUUAAAAAUGUAUGCAGAAGGUGCGCCAAUUCACAAUAGCCAUGCAUAAUAGUCAUUCACAAUAAAUUUACCCAAUCAGCCGUUCAUAUAUCACUAGAUUCUGCAAUGGGUGCUCUCGUGCCCUUGUAUA
Messenger RNA from Bactrocera dorsalis (oriental fruit fly), 5193 nucleotides. RefSeq names its product zinc finger MYM-type protein 1-like. The transcript is spliced from 2 exons. Bases 1915 to 2898 code for a protein of 327 amino acids. Lineage: Eukaryota; Metazoa; Arthropoda; Insecta; Diptera; Tephritidae. The record is from RefSeq and is a predicted model, not a curated record.